AUGGUUUCUGCGUACGCUCGGUACUUUGCACCGACGUGGGCCGUGGUGGCCACCAUUUUUGGCGUCUUUUUGCUUAUGGAGACCUUCGCGACGCCGUUCCACCGCCAUUUCUACGUGCCCGACCCGCGCAUCAGCUAUCCGUACACUGCUGACAGCGUGCCGGACGCUCGACUGGCGGUGUAUACGUGCGUCGGACCCUGUGUGCUGAUCGCGCUGGCGACGGCGACGCAGUAUCUGCGGUCGGCACGCGACCAGAAACAGCGCGCAGUCCACCUGGCCAGUGUUUCGUGUCUUGCUCUGGCACUGGCUCUAGGGCUCAACGGACUCGUCACCGAGUUUAUUAAAAUCAAGGUUGGCUGGCCCAGACCAGACUUUCUGGACCGAAAAAGUGCUCCAGGACGGCCUGAAAUCGUUCCCGUCGGGCCACUCGUCGUUCGCGUGGUGCGGGAUGAAUUUCCUGAACUUGUGGAUCUGCGGCCAGUACAGGCUGUACGCGGGCCGCGCGGGCUUUUCCCUGAGCAAGCUGGCGCCGCUGGGGCCGGCGCUCGUGGCUCUCCAUAUCUGCAUCAGCCGCUCGCAGGACUACAAGCACAGCGCGCUGGACAUCACGUGCGGGUCGCUGCUGGGGCUGGCGGCGUCGUGGUGGGCGUACCGCCAGUUCUUCCCGCCCGUGGCGGACGAGAACUGCGGCCAGCCGCUCGUGCGCGCGCAGGAGCCCGUGCUACCGGUGUAGCAGGCUGCUUACAUAAGCAGCGUUUUUAG
Ogataea haglerorum is the source of this 762-nucleotide messenger RNA. RefSeq lists its product as uncharacterized. The transcript has 2 exons. The record is from RefSeq and is a predicted model, not a curated record. Gene Ontology annotation, molecular function: phosphatidate phosphatase activity. NCBI's taxonomy places the organism in Eukaryota, Fungi, Ascomycota, Pichiomycetes, Pichiales, Pichiaceae. Gene Ontology annotation, biological process: phospholipid metabolic process. Bases 1 to 762 code for a protein of 253 amino acids.